Molecule: messenger RNA, 4882 nt
Organism: Hemiscyllium ocellatum (epaulette shark)
Lineage: Eukaryota; Metazoa; Chordata; Chondrichthyes; Orectolobiformes; Hemiscylliidae
Product: BTB/POZ domain-containing adapter for CUL3-mediated RhoA degradation protein 2
Exons: 7
Coding region: 378-1337 (319 amino acids)
Biological process (GO): protein homooligomerization; proteasome-mediated ubiquitin-dependent protein catabolic process; negative regulation of Rho protein signal transduction
Cellular component (GO): Cul3-RING ubiquitin ligase complex
Molecular function (GO): ubiquitin-protein transferase activity; protein binding
Source: RefSeq, a predicted model, not a curated record
AUCUCCGAUUGUCUCUCAACGUAGUGUGGGCUCGUGCAACAUUGUUUAUUUUGAUCUCUCUCACCAGACAGAGCGGAUGAACUUUCAUUUGCCUUAUUUCGAAAUUUUAGGAGACAGAAGGAUUUUUUUUAAAUGACUCACUUCAUCACAACAUAGAAUAGCGCUUUAAGCAAUCGAACCUCGCUCUUUUGUCAUAUUAAAUGAUAAGUUUACCGGCGGACCCGCUAAGAAUGGCACGAAUAAUUUAACGUCGCUCGGGCUGUAUUUGGUGCAUAUGUUAAGAGCAUUUGUGAGUGUGGCCAGACCUUGGCUUGACGAUCACGGCGGGACAGUUUAAGCCAACUGUGUGCAGAGUUACUAUUUAUCUACAGAGAGACAUGUCUGGAGAUACCUGCUUAACAUCACUAUACCCAUCUUCUGGAGCCAAACCCAAAGCCCUCAGCUUUAAAGGAGGAAGCAUGGGGAACAAAUAUGUCCGAUUAAAUGUUGGAGGCUCCCUGUACUAUACCACUGUUCAGAUUUUAACCAGACAUGAUACUAUGCUAAAGGCAAUGUUUAGUGGAAGAAUGGAAGUGCUUACUGACAAAGAAGGUUGGAUUCUUAUUGACCGUUGUGGCAAACAUUUUGGCACAGUUUUGAAUUACCUGAGGGAUGACUCGAUUAUCCUUCCAAAGAGUAGACGGGAAAUUAAAGAACUGUUGGCAGAGGCUAAAUAUUAUCUCAUUCAGGGCCUGGUGGAUAUGUGUCAGACUGCAUUGCAGGAAAAGAAUGAAUGCUGUGAAGUUGCAUGCACAAUUCCCAUGAUCACCUCUCCUAAAGAGGAAGAACGACUAAUUGAAACGUGUGCAAAGCCUGUUGUGAAGCUGCUACAUAACAGAAGCAACAACAAAUAUUCCUAUACUAGCAAUUCUGAUGACAAUUUGUUGAAGAACAUCGAGCUGUUCGACAAGUUAUCCCUGCGAUUUAAUGGAAGAGUGCUUUUUAUGAAGGAUGUCUUGGGAGAUGAGAUCUGCUGCUGGUCAUUUUAUGGGCAGGGACGCAAACUUGCAGAGGUUUGCUGUACUUCCAUCGUGUAUGCAACAGAAAAGAAGCAAACCAAGGUUGAAUUUCCAGAAGCGCGAAUUUAUGAAGAGACAUUAAAUGUCUUGCUUUAUGAAACUCCACGUGUACCUGAUAACUUGUUGUUGGAAGCCACUAGUCGAACCUCUGGUCAGGGAUCACACAGUGAAGAUGAAGAGGCAUUGGAAGUUAGAGAUCGUGUGCGUCGAAUACAUGUGAAAAGAUACAGCUCCUAUGAUGACAGACCUCUUGGACACCAGGCUGCCUAUAGAGAUUAACAUUGUAAUCAGAUGGAUAGGUGUGAACAGUAUUUACAUUUUAAAACACUUUUUAUCAACUAAUGAUCAUCAGAUGUGUUAUCAUGAAACAUGAAGGCAACUGAUUGACUAAGGAAAAAAACCCUGCGCUUUCAAGGUUACUUUUCUUUCAUUUGUUAUAAUGUUGAUUUUUGUUUGUUUAAAAAUAAGCCUUUGAACUGAAAUGCUUGUGAAUUAAUUGGCCUUAACUCCAUUAUAGGUUGUCUUUCUAUUGAUCUUUAAUGUAGUUUCAAAAAUCUGAUGCCAGUGCCAUUGCAUACUCCACAGAGGGAGGAAACAAUCACAAUGAGAAUUUUCCUCACAUGAUUGCUACAUGCCUUUUCCUUCAGACCAUGAAGGCCUGGGAUUGAGUGCACCUCUCCCCUUUUUUGUCACUGUUUUUGGCUUUGGACAUUUAGAGGAUUCAUUCUUAAAUAUCAGAAGAGUACAUUUUGAGUCGAAACCUGUCUGCUAAUUUCAUACUUGUUUUGCUCCUAUUUCUGUUCAAUAUGGAUCAAGAUACUACAGUGCAAUUACUUUCUGAACCAUUGAGUGUGCCUUAGUUUACAACUCUUAUGUUGAUCAUUCAUUUCAUUUUUUUCAUUCAUUCAUUUUUAUAUUCAAUGUUUUAGGAGUGCAGGAGGAGAAAACCGUUAUAGUUACCAUUCUUCUCCAAGAAUAAUCCUUCCACACCAACUAUGUCAGCACCUUUAUCAUUUCAGACACCUAACAUAACAUUUGUAAAAUGGUGCAUUGCAUAUUGUUUGGGGGUGAGGUCUAGUCAUAAUCUAUCUGAAAUCCUCGUCUUUAAUACCUUUAUUUCCAAGUCUUAAUGAACUAUGAUUCUGAACUCUUUAAGAUGUGAUGUUUGUUUGUUAUUUGUGUUAUGGUGAAAUAUAUUUACAUGGUGUUUUUUUUUAAUGGAACCUCCAAGGAAAUUUUUUAAUAAGUAGCAUUGGCAGUCUGGGAAGAUAAUGUGUUUUCUUAUCAUUUUAAAAUAAUGGAAUUGGAUUUGCAUCUGAAAAUUAUGUUAACUGGACCAAAAUGUUAAGUUUCUAUUUUUGUAUGUGUACACUGCCCAUUGCUUGUCUUUGUGUGAACUUGAGACAAUAUAUUUGACACUACAGUGCACUGUUUGCAUCAGAUAAUGGUAUGUUGGCUGAAACUGACUUUAUGUAAUGUUUGUGAAACUAACUGACCAUUAGUCACAUAUGCAUUAUGUGAGUAAUUCAAGUUAGACUUUCAAUCUGAAAAAUUUUAUGGGCUUGUGACUUAGCUAAGAUGCAAGUCAGGAUUAGACUGUUUUCAGAUUGUGGUAAGAGUAUUUGCUUAAUUCUUCCCUUUUCACUUACCCCUGCCCUGAAACACACCAGUUGUUGGCUGACUAUAGAGUAGAUUUGACAACAACUGAAGGUGUGAUUAAGAAUCUCGUCUGCACUCUUAAGUCUGAGGUUGAGCUCCUUUUGCCUUCAUCUAAGCAAAAUAACUUCCUUUCCAUGUGGCUUUCUGCUUCACUAAGGACUGUUUCUAGGAUGCACUUUCUUUCAUUAUAAUACUUUAUCAUGUUAUGCAAUUUAUGUCAGAAGAAAACUUACCCUCAAGGGAAAUCCUCCUCAUGGCUCAGACAAAACAGCUUCGAACUUUAAUCCUAACCACCUUGAGGAUGACCAUACACAGUGAGGGCCAUUGACAGGCCUACAGUAAACUAAUUCACUGCCCUCAUUAGGAUGGUACUGCUGCAUGUGAUGCUAGUAAUGGCCCCAGAGGUUCUCUGAGAGAGCAAGAAAACAUAGGAGUUGAACAUGAGCAAUAGUCAACAACAGUCUGGAACGUUCUUGCUCCAGAAGGCAGGUUUUGUUUUAAAGUUGACAUGCUGCAGGGUCACAACCUCCAGUCACACUUUUUAAGGAUUGAUGGCAUACUUUUUGAAGCCCUGAAAUGCUUUUAGCCAUGAGCCUGAGUUUAACAUCAGAGGCAUAUACUUACCCUAAAUGUAUACUGACCAGUCCUAACUAAGUUAAAAAUCUCACAACACCAGAUUAUAGUCCAACAGGUUUAAUUGGAAGCACACCAGCUUUUGGAGCAACGCUCCUUCAUCAGGUGAUUGUCGGGUGAUGAAGGAGCGUCACUCCGAAAGCUAGUGUGCUUCCAAUUAAAUCUGUUGGACAAUAACCUGGUGUUGUGAUUUUUAACUUUGUACACCCCAGUCCAACACCGGCAUCUCCAAAUCAGUCCUAACUAGAGCGUGUGAUGCAAUUUUAGCAGAGGAAGAGCAUAUGCUUAUCACCUGCAAUUUUCAAACAUUAGGUACACAUUUUACACCUACUGAAUUUCUAGCCUAGUGCCAAAUACUAUGUCAUCUCAGUACUGUUGAACUGGCUGUACGGGCUUUUUUGUCAGCCAUCAUAUCUGAGCGAUAGUGUUGACUAAACUCAGUCACUCAUCAACAGUGGUGCAAAAUCUCCAAAGCUGUUUGUAUUUCACUACUUCAGUCAAAAUUGCUUGUGUGAGAAAGGAUAAACAAAUCAUCUCAAAGAUGUAAAAAUUUAUGCCAAAGUACCUGCUAAAUUGCUUGACCACCAUACUUUGACCCCCUCAAAUGUAAAAAUAAAUGAGUGCAUAUCCAAGAUGGGGAGUUUCGAUUGUGUACAAUCACAGGAUAGAAGUAAUUUCUUUAGAAAGGAUAGUUUUUGUUUGCUUCAAUGAUAAAUGAUCUGGUAUUAUCACUUUUAUUAUAAAUUGGUUUCAAAGUUUACAUUUUGGUUUCCUAAGCAGCAUGUAGAUAGCUGUCACAAUCCAAUAAACAAAUCUGGAUUAUCACUACAUGUAACUGAUCUCUAACUUCUGCAGUUCAUUGGUCCUGUAGAUGAAAUAUCCCAGUAUUUCAUAGUUGCAGCUGAAGAAGGUUUACAUGCUAACCUAAACACCAGUUCUGCAGUAUUUUACUUAAUGAACUAUAUCAAUGAUGACAUGCAGGAUAAGAGAAGCAGUUGAGGAAAAGGGAACUUUUUAGAGUCAAUAUUGAUUUUUGUCUUAUAAUUUGAAUGCAAGUAUAUUGAUGUCUACUUACAUUUCAGUCCUGUGUGAAUUUCCAAGUCUUUUUUUUAAUGAGCUAAUUUGCAAAAUCUUCAAAAGACACAAAUAUUGCAGUGAUUGAGGUGCUGCUUGCGUCUGUGAAUAUUGUAACAUCAAAUAUUGCAAUUAAGCUGUGAAAUGGUUGUUUAAAUUGUGGUUGCUGAAAGGCUUACAGUGAGCCCAGUUGAUUAACUAACACUGGAGUACUCACCCACGAAACCACUGUGUAAAUAAAACUGCUCAGAAUUUUUGACACUGUGAUGGAUUUUUUUCCCCACAAAGUUGCUGUAUCGCACAUAUUUAAAACAACCUGUAGGAACAACUAUUUGUAAGGAAUAAUUUUCUGGAAGGGUACUUCUACUUUACACCAGAGUGUUGCUCCUUUUUAAAUAUUGUACUAAAAAAUUAAAUAUUUACUAACAUCAAUAAAAUGUGGUGUUGCUUGAGUGUAA